Messenger RNA from Aspergillus neoniger CBS 115656, 906 nucleotides. Its product is annotated as YbhB/YbcL family Raf kinase inhibitor-like protein. The record is from RefSeq and is a predicted model, not a curated record. Gene Ontology annotation, molecular function: peptidase inhibitor activity; phospholipid binding. NCBI's taxonomy places the organism in Eukaryota, Fungi, Ascomycota, Eurotiomycetes, Eurotiales, Aspergillaceae. Bases 73 to 609 code for a protein of 178 amino acids. Gene Ontology annotation, biological process: regulation of proteolysis; regulation of Ras protein signal transduction. The transcript is spliced from 2 exons.
GUUAUCCUUCAAGAGUCAGCGUUCCAGCGUCAGCGUUCCAGCGUCAAGUUACACCAGUCGUCGUUAAGCGAGAUGCCUACCAACUUCAACGUUGAUAGAGCGAUGGCGGUGAUUCGCAACGAGCAUAGAAAGCUCCUGACCCUCACCUUCAGCAGCCAUUUUAUCUACCCAGGCCAGUUCGUCUCCAAGCGUGAUGCUGCCCAUCCACCACGUAUGUCGUUCCCUCGCCUCAAGGGCAACGGAACCUAUAUGAUCGUUUGCCUUGACCUUGAUGCCCCCUUCCCUUCGUGCCGCGUGCUUGGCCCUAAGUGCCACUGGAUCCAGUCUGGUCUGGAGCCGAUUAUGAGCGAAAAUGGUCACUUCUUCCUCAGAGUGGCAGCACCUUUCAUCGCCAACUACGUUGGACCUAAUCCUCUUCCCGGAAGUUCUCCACACCGCUACCUGUUCAUUCUCUACGAACAGCCUGCUGGCUUCGAACUCACUCGAUCUUCUCCCACCGGCGGCAAGAAGAUGGGAGUCUGGUCGCGUCUCCGUUUCGAUCUUGAUGGCUGGGCGAGAGAGAUUGGCCUUGGGCCUGUUGUUGGAGCCAACUAUUUCGUCAGCAAGUAGCUGUUGGCUAUUUUCUGUGAUUGCGUCGUUCGUUUCUGAACUUGUUUAUUCGCAGCACAAGACACGAAUCUGGUGAUGUCGUCGUGGCGGUGAAGUGAAAUCUAGCGGUCCGCAUGUUUAUUUUAGCAUGUGGAUGGGGUGUUGUGGCGUUGGGUUGUUCACACUGUUUGAGUUUGCUUCAUUCGCACACAAGAUGGAAGUUUCUUUCUGGUAAAGAGGUGGACUCGGACCUGUGCUUAUGUAUAUCUUAUGAUGUGACACGAUGUUGACCAUGUGUCAAACAGACUUCUAAAUAAC